CUCUUUCAAUAUUUCCGGGCUAAAACGAGCCAAAAUAAGUGACCGGUUAACCCUUUAUCCACUAGCUCGACCGGUCCGAAUCAACCCGCAGUUGACAACCUUGCUGUGAACCUAUCUCCUCAUAGUCCUCCGUAAAUCCCUUUCACCUUUUUCCGAAUUCCGAACAACACACAAACCACAAACAGUUUACUCUCUUUUGGAAGACAAUUUAUUUUUGGCGAGAUAUUUUAUUCAAUUUUAUAGCCGAUUUAUUUCAUAUAUAUAUAUAUAUAUAUACGUGUCGCCUCACAGCUCAUGGAAUAAUAUUUCCUACCGACCAAAUCCUGUAGAAAAUAAUAAAAAAGGAAAUGUUUUUCUUCCUUAUAACAACGAUGAAAAUAGGCAAAACCGCAAAACUUUUAAGAUGAUGUUGUUGUCGACCCGGUUUAGCUCGUUGGCUCGCUCAAUCAAGUGGAUUGAGAGUCAAUAGUUCGAUUGGUUUAGCCUGAUUUAUUCUAAAUAUAUGAAAACAUUCAUUAUAUUGUUCAUACAUUUAUAAAUAAUAUCAAAUCUCAUCUAACAUAUAACAUUAUACCAAAAUAAUAUAUCAUACUUGGUUCCAACAUAUAGUAAAAAUUCACUCAUAUUUAAAUAACAUAAAAAUUCAAAUGUUCAACUUAGAAUUCCAAUGAUAGUGUUAGACGAAAAGAAUAACCAGAAAAGAGGCGCAUUUAGCAAAACAAAGGAAAAAAUGAUGCAAUGUGAUUUCCAAAUCAAUAAUCUUACAAUGGAUCAACGUCAGAAAAAUAUGUGACCCUUUUUUCUCACCUGGUUAGGAUCAACAGCUCAACCAACGAGUCGACCUACAAAUGACAACCUAUUGCUAAUAGGGUUGCAAAUGAGCCAAACUGCUCGCGAGUAACUCGGCGUUCGUAUCAGAAAAAACUCGUUCGACACUCGACUCGUUAUUUAACAAGCUGUCUCGCGAGCCAGCUUGUUAGUAAACGAGCCAAGCUUAAGCUAGACCAUGCUCAGCUUGAUAAGCUCGUGAGCUAGCUUGACUUGGUGGCUUGUUGAGCUAAGCUCGCGAGCUAGGCUGUUUAGAGCUUAUGGAAUGUUAAUUACUCUUCUGAACAUUAACAUUAUCUUGUUAAUACAUAUGUGUAUGGAAGUUAGUUGUUAUUUAUAGUUUCUAAUGUUCUUUUGUCAUUUAAAUUCAUAUGUAUACACAAUUUUCCGCAAGAAUGAUUUCAAAUCGAGCUUAUCUUGAGUCGAGCUUAUACUCAGCUUGACAAGCUGUGUUAAUGCUCAUUUAUCGAGCUCGAGCUGGAUUAUUUUUAAUCGAGCCAAACUCGAGCUCGAGCUGGAUUAUUAAAAUUCGUAUUCGAGCUGAGCUCGAGCUGAAAAAUGUAUAAACGAGCCGAGCUUAAGUUAAGCAAAAAUUCAACUCAACUCGGCUCAUUUGCCGCCCUAAUUGCUAAAAAUGAAAGGGCCUUCACCACUUCGGAGUUAUUGAGCUGGCCCUACUGAGGCCCAUCUUUGAUUUGCAGAAAAAACAUCUAGUCAGUUCAGCCCAGCCCAAUGAUAUUCCCCUCUUCUUCCAAAACCCUAAUCUCGGCCGCUAUAAAGACUUCCGCUUCCAGAAAAUUUGCCUUUUGUUCAUCUCUCAUAUUCGCAGUACCAGCUCCAGAACCCUAGCCGCCGUCGGCAAACUACAGACCACACCCAGGCACGAUGAAGUACAAUCCAAGAGUUUCGUCUUCCCGGCGCAAGAACCGGAAGGCUCACUUCACGGCGCCCUCGUCGGUCCGCCGUAUCCUGAUGAGCGCCCCGCUCUCCACCGACCUCCGCCAGAAGUAUAACGUGAGGUCCAUGCCGGUGCGCAAGGACGACGAGGUUCAGGUGGUCCGCGGCACAUACAAGGGCCGCGAGGGCAAGGUAGUCCAGGUUUACCGCCGCAAGUGGGUGAUCCACAUCGAGCGCAUCACCAGGGAGAAGGUGAACGGAUCCACCGUCAACGUCGGAGUCCACCCUUCCAAGGUCGUCGUCACCAAGCUGAAGUUAGACAAGGACCGCAAGUCGCUGCUCGACCGCAAGGCUAAGGGGCGCGCCGCCGCUGACAAGGACAAGGGCACCAAGUUCACUGCUGAGGAUAUUAUGCAGAGCGUCGAUUAGUUGUGGUUUUCCCCGGUGAAAAUUUUGUUGUGUUUCUGCUGGCUCUGAUUUCUUACUUAUGGAAGUUGGUCUUAUUCGAAUGGUAGGAUGGUUACGGAGGCGCAGGAGGACAAUUGUCGGAUUAUUGAAGUUUUGGCUGGUAUUACUUUCUGUUACGACUAGUAAUAUGCGUUUUAUGUUAUCUUAUUAUGGCCUCUGUCAACUGGAUAUUCCUCUUGUCAAGCUUAUACAUUUUCGAGUAUCUGAAUUUGUGUGUUUGAUGUUGUGUUUAAUUCGCCUUGUUUCCGUGGCCAUGCUUAUCGAAUUGCGAUUUUAGCAUCAUCACUCUGGGUGAUUUUAAUGUAGGUGAACGGAUUCCCAUAUGGUCGUUGGGCAUUGUUUUGUUUGUUUGAAUGAUAGGGCAAUUGCAGUGCUUGUUUCAGAUGUUAUAUGGUUCUUAAUGUCGCUAGUUGUUGCUUACAGAGUCCUGCGUGUCUCAAUGUAGGCAUUCUGUUCAUCUAAAUGCCCACAAAGUCCUACAAGCUUAUUAGAUAUGUUUUCUCUUGUCAAAACAGUUUUUGAACUGCUGGUGAGAAGAUUUGGAACAUGGUAUGGUUGGCAUUGGCAUUCUAGCAUAAUGCUGGAUUUGUUAGAGUUGCACAAUUUGCUGAUCUGGGUCCUUUGACUAAAUAACAAUACCUUGAUCAGGAAUGUUCUGUUUAUGCAGAGAAACAUAUACUGUUAGAUGUAAUGCUAGAAGGUGGUUUUACAGCUGUUGUUCCCUACUAGUUUUAGGAGCCGUGUGGUCUUGUAAUAGGGAAACUUAUGCCUCGAUAGAUACUAUGGUCUGGUCAGUGCCUGGUAGUGACUGACUGCUUUGAACAGUUUCUGCAUGCAGUUUCUUUCCUUGCCCAAGGUUGGAUGUUCUCUCUUUCAGAGUCUUCAAUUUCCAUAUAUCUUGAACAAUUUCGAAUACACCCUACGUUGUAUGUUAAUGUCUGAAUGAUGCAUAGGCUUCCUAUUCAAUAUUUCUUUCUGUUUUCUUUCGUUAUUGCGCCCCUAUCUAUACUUGUCAGUAUCUUUGUGAUGUUGGGCAAGCAAAUGGACGUGUUUUGGUGCUUGUUGGGAAAAUCAUUAUGUAUUGAUGUUGGGUUUCAUAUUUGUAAAUGGAAGAUCUUUGAUGCCAAUCCUAACAAAAUCAAGUAUAACUAAGGUAGGGAUGUAGUAAAGUGGGUUGUUUGCAUUUCAGGCGAACUUUAGGCUUAUUAUUACUAUGCUCUGAACUACUAUUUAAUCAACUAGGGUUGACUCCCUCUAACUUUAGGUUGUUAUGGGCGAUAAUUUAAUGGCGUCUCGAGGUGUGGAGGCCACGAAGGUAGGGAUCUACGCAAUGGUCAUGUAAUCGACUCCUCUCCUAGUUAGGAUAGUGGGUCUAAUGUCACCUCAACCGGGUUACCUAAAUAGGUAUAGGUUCUACCUCCAAAUGGACACGAUUGGUUUACACACAAGUAGGGCAAGUUGAUGGUCACCUAACCUACUAGCAUCGACUAGGUGAGACCUAGCUAGAAGGGGAUGGUCACCUUGACUUCUAGUUAGUCCUCUAGGUCGACUAAUUAGGUGGGAGGCAUUCACAGACAUCUUACCCUAAGUAGAAGUUUUAAGCACCCUAGUCAAACUCAAAUACACCAUAAACCCAUGUGUAAAGUAAUGAUAAUUUCCUUAUUAUCUGGGUUGGAACUAAAGCAAAUUGGAUACAGAGAAUCCCACACUAAUUGAUGUAUAGAGCACUCUUGACCUAAGGAUAUUGAAUUAUCACUUAGGUGAAGAACAAAUCAAUCUUAAUCAAGCAAGAGAUUUAUGCACAAACAUCAAAUAGACAUAGAUCAGGCUUAAAAUCAUUCAUACAUAAACAUCAAAUAGACAC
This is a messenger RNA of Linum trigynum, 4057 nucleotides long. NCBI's taxonomy places the organism in Eukaryota, Viridiplantae, Streptophyta, Magnoliopsida, Malpighiales, Linaceae. The record is from the annotation of a GenBank genome assembly.